Temnothorax curvispinosus is the source of this 1421-nucleotide messenger RNA. RefSeq lists its product as uncharacterized. The record is from RefSeq and is a predicted model, not a curated record. The transcript is spliced from 5 exons. Lineage: Eukaryota; Metazoa; Arthropoda; Insecta; Hymenoptera; Formicidae. Gene Ontology annotation, molecular function: methyltransferase activity. Bases 313 to 1296 code for a protein of 327 amino acids.
GUCGAUAUGUCAGAUUUUCUAACCUCAAUAGUCGUCAACUGUUUACGAUUUUAUUAGUGCCAUAUAACCUAAAUUAAGUAAUUAAGGAAGCAGUCCAAUGGUUGACGCCGUUGACGGCACGUUAAAUAUUUCAAAGAAAAAAAACUGUAACGAUUAAUAUCUCGCUUCUCGCUUCGCGAGGUAGACCACCGCGUUUAUCUGCCAGAUUCUUUCAUUUCGUGUAAAAACGCGUCUAUUGAACAUAAUUUCAUCUAUAUAUUCGCGUUCAGGCCCGUAUUCUAAAUAAAUACCCAGUUUUUUGUGAGACAAAAAAUGAGCAAAGAAUUGUCAUCGAUCGAUUUAAAUGAAGCAAAGCAAAGUUUUGUUGAACUGAUGCGUUUGUUAAAUAAAACGGAUCAACGAAAAUUUUUGGCAUUUAUUAUGGAGGAAUGGAAACUCGAGCCGUCCAUAAUUUAUAAUGAUUCAGAAGAUGAUGCAUGUGGCAAUAAAAAAAUAACGGACGAGUCAGUACUUGUUUUAAAUUCUAUCGUUUCUGAUAUUAAACAGAAAAUCCCAUUUAAUGCUAUAUUGGAAUCUGAAAAUAUUACAACUCCCUUAAUAGGAGAGAAUUCAGAUUGUGAUCCCAACAUUACAGUGCAUGUAGAUGAGUUCCUUUAUAGUGAUGAAGAUAUUGACAAGUUUGUAGAUAAUAAUCAAUUACAAAGAUAUUAUUGCACUGACUGUAGAUCCAGAAGUAUACAACCGUUAAUUUAUUUAUCACACUCCAUGUCACAGGACGGAUUAUUCUUUAUAUUCAAGGUGCUACUGCCUACUUUGAAAAACAAAACUAUACUUGAUAUAGGAUCGAGAUUGGGCGCAGUUCUUUACGGGGCGUAUGUAUAUACGGACGCUAGAAGAAUUAUCGGUGUUGAAAUGAACGAGGAACUCUGUAACCUCCAAAAUGAAAUUCUGUGUAAAUACAAAAUGGACGACCGUAUAUCUAUUUUACACAAGAGGAUAGAAGAAGUUCCAGAGACGAUCAAACAAAGCGACGUUAUUGUCAUUAAUAACGCAUUUGAAUUUUAUUUGCCCAGAGAUGUACAGAUAGAUAUAUGGAAAUUUUUGAAAAAUGCUAUAAAACCAAAAACGCUGCUCAUCACUCGUCCAUCAGUCGAAGCGACUUUCAAAACUUUAUCAAUCGGAAUCUCGGUGGAAAAGUGGUUGAAACCUUUUAAAAAACCACAGUCUGAUAAAUUCUCUUUCUUACCUGACUACGAAGGUAAAUUCGCUGAAAUUUCGUGUUAUGAAGUUUUUUAAGAGAAUCAUAAUUAUAUAUAUAUAUAUAUAUAUAUAUAUAUAUAUAUCUUCAAAGAAAAUGCGGUCUUAUUGAGGAUAUUAGAUUAAAAUAUUUGUUUAUAUACAAAUUUGUGUUAUAUAUUACU